AUGCUACUAACAGUUGGCAAGAAGCUAAUGGCAAAACAAGACCAAGGGUUUCGUGCCUUUACAGAGCACAGCUUUGAAAUGAGGGAAGUGGCAGGGGCUGUCUACGAUCGCAUGUGUGUUGAGACCUGGUUGGAACAGCAAAUGGAUCAAGGUCAGCUAUACUGUGACAUUGGUGUACUUGAUGCGCUCCAACGGGUUCAGAAGAAUGAAGCAUGGUUCCUCUUGAGGAGUGCCCUUUCAAAAGCCACUCAUGAGGCAGUGGAGGCAAUCAUCAAGAAGAUCAUUUCAAGUCUUGGUCGCCAACAUGAAUGUCUGUUGGAUGCAUUCUGUGUACCACAUGAUCUUGUGAGGAACUGGCCACUGGGUCAACCAGAUUAUUGCCAGAGGCUUCAUGAUCUUACAUACGAAGUAUCUCCACCUGGUCAAACUGAUCACUGCAAGAGGCUUGAUGAUCUCACAUUUGAAGUAUAG
Seminavis robusta is the source of this 471-nucleotide messenger RNA. NCBI's taxonomy places the organism in Eukaryota, Bacillariophyta, Bacillariophyceae, Naviculales, Naviculaceae. The record is from the annotation of a GenBank genome assembly.